Parathielavia appendiculata is the source of this 1460-nucleotide messenger RNA. Its product is annotated as F-actin capping protein, beta subunit. Gene Ontology annotation, cellular component: cytoplasm; F-actin capping protein complex; actin cortical patch. Gene Ontology annotation, biological process: actin cytoskeleton organization; barbed-end actin filament capping; cell morphogenesis. The record is from RefSeq and is a predicted model, not a curated record. NCBI's taxonomy places the organism in Eukaryota, Fungi, Ascomycota, Sordariomycetes, Sordariales, Chaetomiaceae. The transcript has 3 exons. Gene Ontology annotation, molecular function: actin filament binding. The coding region runs from base 106 to 966 and encodes 286 amino acids.
AUUUCCCAUGCAAGCUGCGACCCCGCGACGCCGAACAUAACUGAAGAUCGAACCCAAGACAGCGUCCCAAGCCGAACUUGAGCAGUCACCUCACAGCCAGCGAAGAUGGCGACCGCAGACCCAUUCGACUCGGCACUCGACCUCCUGCGACGACUCAACCCAAAACAUACCUCGGAGCACCUCAACAACAUCAUCGCGAUCGCGCCCGACCUGACCGAAGACCUACUCUCGUCGGUCGACCAGCCGCUGACGGUGCGCCGCUGCAAACAGACGGGGCGCGACUACCUGCUAUGCGACUACAACCGCGACGGCGACAGCUACCGUUCGCCCUGGAGCAACCAGUUUGACCCGCCGCUGGACGAGGCCGGCGGCUUGGGUGGUGUCGGCGCUGGUGGCAGUAACGAGGGCGCGGGCGAGGGCGCGGUCCCCGGGGAGCGCGUGCGCAAGAUGGAGAUCAAGGCCAACGAGGCGUUUGAUGUCUACCGGGACCUGUACUAUGAGGGCGGUGUGUCGUCGGUGUACUUGUGGAAUCUGGACGAUGGGUUUGCUGGAGUGGUGUUGCUGAAGAAGGCCUCGCCGCAAAACGACGGCGCAUCAUCAGGCGUGUGGGACUCAAUCCACGUCUUCGAAGCCAGCGAGCGCGGCCGCACGUCCAACUACCGCCUCACGUCGACCGUGAUCCUCUCGCUGGCCACCAAGGGCGCCUCGCUGGGCGAGGUCGACCUGAGCGGGAACAUGACGCGCCAGGUCGAGCAGGACCUGCCGGUCGAGAACGACGAGAGCCACAUUGCCAACAUUGGCCGCCUCGUCGAGGACAUGGAGCUCAAGAUGCGCAACCUGCUACAGGAGGUCUACUUUGGCAAGGCCAAGGACGUCGUCGGGGAUCUGCGCAGUAUCGGGAGCCUGAGCGAGGGCCAGCGCGACCGCGAGACACAGCGCGAGUUGAUUGGGAGUAUGCGGAGAUGAUGACCGUGGAUGAGAUACCUAUGAAUUAUGAAUGCCCAACCCUGUGCCUUGCUUCACGGUUUAUGUUAUCCGUCGAUCGUGUCAGCGAGCCUGGCUCGGAGGCCGCUUGUUCCUCCACCUGAAACGGCACCGCUCAUUGCGAAGUGACCUAGGCGCCCUCGGCACCGUGCCCUCCGGAAUGUAGGUACCCAGUGGGCCCGUUUCAAGGAUGCACAUCAUCGCUCUCCCUGUGUAUUUUCCAGCCGCAUGAAGAUCUGGAUCAUCUUGGGAGCUGCAGGAUUGCACCUCAGCAUUUCAACCCUCGCUUCGGGAAAUAGAUCGUUUGCUGGCCUGUGCCGCCUGUCACCUUUGAGGGCGGCCGAACCGGGAUACCUCACAAUGAGCUGUUCGCGAGACAUUCAUUACAUACACUUUCUGACUCCUGAGGCGUUUGGUAAAAGAUGAAAUGAUGUUCAGUGAGUGAGUUACCUCUGCAAACAUCGGAAUGUGAUUGC